This is a messenger RNA of Tripterygium wilfordii, 1742 nucleotides long. Its product is annotated as serine/threonine-protein kinase AFC3. Lineage: Eukaryota; Viridiplantae; Streptophyta; Magnoliopsida; Celastrales; Celastraceae. Gene Ontology annotation, molecular function: protein kinase activity; ATP binding. The transcript is spliced from 9 exons. Gene Ontology annotation, cellular component: nucleus. The record is from RefSeq and is a predicted model, not a curated record. Bases 992 to 1636 code for a protein of 214 amino acids. Gene Ontology annotation, biological process: protein phosphorylation.
AGCUUUAGAAAAGCCUCACAUUGGGCUUUCAGAAAAUGGCUUUACAAGCCCAAUUCAAUGGUAAAUGCCUUUACUCUUCGGCCCAUGGGUGAUUUCACUCUCAAAAUAGAAAAUCCAUAUAUCCGCGCAAGGAAGAACAUCAAAUGAAACCCUAAUUUCUUCUGUCCGACAAGAAUACAUCCCAGCAUCUCUUCCCUAAUCUAUUCUCCUCUCAUCAGAUUCGAUUAAAGUUAAUGAAGCCCUAACUUUCCUGGAAAUUUUGUUAGAAUUAUUUGUUUGUUACAGAUUUAUAUAGGUAUACGGAAUCGCAUAGUUCUGGUGAAAUUGAGAGGAUGGAGAAGGAGCGAGUCAGGAAACGACCUCGGCUCGUGUGGGACGUGGCAGCAACAGAAACAGUACCAGAGGUUGGUUCGAUUAGAGUUGGGGUUUUUUGAAAGCGAAGGGAAUCGCAAGAGAGAAAGGGAGCAAGGGAUCGAUUUAUGGGUAUAUGAAACUAUGAAUUGUGAAAGUACGGGUUUUGAUAAUCUGACCUGGAUGGUCAUGGUUUGUAGGCGCAACGGGCUCUGGUGCUUGGGAACGGCGUGGCAUCGGCGAGGCAUGUAUCGCCGCCGAGAAGGGAUGAUGAUCGCGAUGGCCAUUACGUCUUCGCGCUUGGAGAAAAUCUCACGUCUAGAUAUAAAAUACUCAGCAAGAUGGGUGAAGGUUAGCCGCCGAGUACCUCGUUGUCUACAAGACUUGUACUUUUGUGAUUCAGGUUGAGCCCUUAGCAAAUUACUAGUGUUGUAGGCACCUUUGGCCGAGUUUUGGAAUGUUGGGAUCGUCAAACUCGUGAGCAUGUGGCAAUCAAAGUAGUGCGAAGUAUACGCAAGUAUCGCGAAGCAGCAAUGACUGAAGUUGAUAUACUUCAACAUCUUACCAAGAAUGACAGUGGUGUCUCACGCUGUGUGCAGAUACGAAGCUGGUUUGAUUACCGCAAUCACAUUUGCAUUAUAUGCAUGAUUUACACUUAAUCCACACCGACCUGAAGCCAGAAAAUAUUUUGCUUGUGUCUUCUGAAUACAUAAAACUUCCUGGCUACAAGAGAAGUUCUCCAAAUGAUGCGAAUUUUCGGUGCUUGCCGAAGUCAAGUGCCAUUAAGCUGAUUGAUUUUGGCAGUACUGCAUUUGAUAAUCAGUGCCACAGCUCCAUUGUCUCCACAAGACAUUACAGAGCCCCUGAGAUUAUACUAGGUCUAGGCUGGACAUAUCCUUGUGAUCUUUGGAGUGUUGGUUGUAUACUCGUUGAACUAUUCUCGGGGGGAGCGUUAUUUCAGACGCAUGAAAACUUGGAACACUUGGCCAUGAUGGAGAGGGUAUUGGGACCUCUGCCAGAGCACAUGAUACGCAGGGCCAACCAAGGUGCAGAAAAAUACUUCAGGAGAGGCUCAAGAUUGAAUUGGCCUGAAGGAGCGGUUUCUAGGGAGAGUAUUAGAGCUGUGAAGAAAUUGGAUCGUCUUAAGGAUAUGUUGUUGCAACAUGUAGGGAGCUCUAGAUCGUCACUGAUAGAUUUGUUGUGUGGUUUGUUGCAAUAUGAUCCUUCAGAACGGCUAACAGCUCGGCAAGCUCUUAAUCACCCCUUUUUCAGGAAUUUAACUUGAAAAGGAGGUACGAAGAAAGAACCUGUAUAUUUUAUCAAACUGGUUAUGCCUGGAAGACAAAUAGCUGGCUGACACUUUAAAGUUUCGAUCUUCACAGUUUUUGUCC